This is a messenger RNA of Dioscorea cayenensis subsp. rotundata (Guinea yam), 2061 nucleotides long. RefSeq lists its product as uncharacterized. NCBI's taxonomy places the organism in Eukaryota, Viridiplantae, Streptophyta, Magnoliopsida, Dioscoreales, Dioscoreaceae. The record is from RefSeq and is a predicted model, not a curated record. Bases 1 to 2061 code for a protein of 686 amino acids. Gene Ontology annotation, biological process: meristem maintenance; meristem development. The transcript has a single exon.
AUGGAAACAAAGGAAGAGGAGGAUGCCAGCUUGGUGGAAGAAAGAGAAGCAAAGGUGGUGCCUUUACUUUAUCCAGGGGUUCACAUCAAGAGAAAAGCAUGGUUUCUGAAGCCCAUUGCAAACACCAUGGAUGAUGGACUCCCUGAAACUCCAGUAACUCAUCCUCCGCACUAUAAAGCUCCCACCUUUACCUUUGAAGAACCCCACCAUGUUAAACUUGAAGGGUGGGUGAACCCACAGGCACUGUGGGUGAAGUGGGUGAGCAAGCUUCAACCACGUUAUGGUGAUUCAUGGAGGAAAGCUGGCAUCUUUGAUGCAAUCCAGGUCUCCACUUACAAAAUCAAGAAAAGCCUUUCUUUGGUUCUUGGAGUUGCUGCUUUCUGGUGCCAAGAAACCAAUACAUUUCUCUUCCCUUGGGGUGAGGCCACUCUCACACUGGAGGAUGUCAUGGUGCUUGGAUGUUUUUCAGUUCUCGGUGAGCCAGUGCAAGGGGAACCUCUUCCUGGUGAGCGAGCAGAGUUUGAAUUUCAAAUGAUUCAAGAGCUGAGAAAUUUCAACCAGUCUUCUUACAAGAAAGCACAUCAGUCAGCAUGGGUGAAGCACUAUUACUCUCAAGGUAAUGGAGGUGAGUUGGAGCACAUUGCUUUCUUGGCAUUUUGGUUGUCUAGAUUUGUUCUUCCUGUUCAUCCUGUAGAUACAGUGAGACGCAGUGUGAUACCUAUUGCCAUUAGAUUGGCUCAGGAAACAAGGAUAUCUUUUGCACCUGCGGUACUUGCAAGUCUUUACCAUGAUUUGGGAAUGGUUAAGAACUAUUUCCUUGCUAAUGGCCAGAGAAGGCAAUCUCCUUUGGUUUUGGUGGCUAAUUUCAAGAUACUGCAUCUGUGGGUGUGGGAGAGGUUUGUUCCACUAAGACCAGGGCCUCAGAAUUUUGUCGAUUUUAAUACUCCUAGAGCUGCAAGAUGGAAUGGACUUGAUAAGAAAUUAGAGAUUUCAUAUGUGAGAACAGUGAUUGAGGAGGGUGGGCAAUUUCAAUGGCGCCCUUAUCCUAUGGUUAGUGUGGAUGAAGGGAAAUGGUUUACUGGUUGUGUGGAUGAAGAUGAUGAACUGAGAUCGUUUGCUCGGUGUUUGAGAAUGUGUGAGCUUGUUGGGAUCGAUUGCAUUGAGAAGUACUUUCCGAACAGAGUGGCAAUGCAAUUUGGAUUAGAUCAAGAUAUUCCCAUGCAUGCGCUGAAUGAGAAUGCAGCUACCUUUGCUGUAGAAAAAGCUGCAAGGUUCUAUGUCUCGCCGCUGUGCUUUGAACCUUCUAAAACCUGCCGAUAUCUUGAAUUUUGGAGGAAAUUCAAGGUGUUAUUUAGUGGUGUAGUUGAAUUUGAUGAGAAACCGGGAAAUUCUAAGAAGAGUUUUAAAAAAUUUCUGAGGGAGCUGCAUGCAGUUAAGAAGAAGAGGAAGAGGAUGGUUAAUGGGAAGAAACAGAGAGAUGGAGAUUCUUAUGAUAUUAAACUUUUCGAUUGGCUUUCUCUGAACAAGCGUACUUCGAGCAAGAAGAUUAAGCCACUUGAUGGUCAUUCUAUUUCUGCUCCUUCGAAUAUCAAGGUGAAUGGUUUAUGUUUAACUGAUGAAAUGAGAAGAGCUAAGAAAAUUUUACUGAAAAAGAAGAAGAAGAAGAAGAAGAGACUCUCAUAUCUUGAUGAAGCUAAGAACAAGAGUGAGGUAUUUACACAAACAGAAGAAGGAGAAACAAGGCAAAGUAGAGAACUUGCUCAAUCUGAGAUUAAUGAUAAAGAGAACAUGAAUGGAGAAUUAAUUAACAGUUCAUCAGUAAUUGAGGAAUUUGAAGCAGCAUUUGAGUCUCAACUGGCUAAAAUCCAGAUAAAUGAAACUGUGAACAGUGUGAAUUCAAUCAGGAAAGAAUCAGAACUUGCAAUGCAGAUUAGAAAGCUCAAAGAAGAGAUUGCUGUAAUUGAAGCAAGAGUGAUGAGCUUGGAAUCCUUGAGAGAUGGAAACCCAUGCUCAGUAAUGCCUUCAUCUAGUGUGUGUAUAUCUGGUAAAGAUAAAUCUUAA